Messenger RNA from Camelina sativa (false flax), 1047 nucleotides. Its product is annotated as gamma-glutamyl peptidase 1. Gene Ontology annotation, cellular component: cytosol. The record is from RefSeq and is a predicted model, not a curated record. Lineage: Eukaryota; Viridiplantae; Streptophyta; Magnoliopsida; Brassicales; Brassicaceae.
UCGACCAAAUCCAAUCUGAUAUAAAUUUCACACCAUACGUACGUUAGUUAUUUCAUCUCCACUGCUCUCUCUCUCUUUUCUAAUAAUUUUUUCAUUCGCCGGCAAAAAUGGUGGAGCAGAAAAGAUUCGCUCUGUUUCUUGCGGCUUUGGACUCAGAGUUUGUCAAGAAAACGUACGGGGGAUACCACAACGUGUUCGUGUCAACGUUUGGAGACGAAGGAGAGCAGUGGGACUCGUUUAGGGUUGUCAGCGGUGAGUUUCCCGAUGAGAAAGAUCUCGACAAGUACGAUGGCUUUGUUAUCAGCGGAAGCGUUCACGAUGCCUUCGAGAACUAUGAUUGGAUCCUUAAGCUCUGUGAUCUUGUCAAGAAGAUUGACCAGAUGAAGAAGAAAAUUCUUGGCAUCUGCUUUGGUCACCAGAUCAUAGCCAGAGUAAGGGGAGGAACAGUAGGAAGAGCAAGGAAGGGACCAGAACUAAAGCUUGGAGACAUAACCAUCGUGAAGGAUGCGAUUAAGCCAGGAAGUUACUUCGGAGACGAGGUUCCUGAGACCAUAGCGAUCAUCAAAUGCCACCAGGACGAAGUCUUGGUGCUCCCAGAAACUGCUAAAGUGCUUGCCUACUCCGCAAACUACGAGGUGGAGAUGUUCUCUAUUGAGGAUCAUCUGUUCUGUAUUCAAGGACACCCCGAGUAUAACAAAGAGAUUCUCUUCCAUCUUGUUGAUCGUGUUCUUGGUCAAGGCCUCGUCCCGCAAGAGUUUGCGGAUGCGGCAAAGGCAACGAUGGAGAAAAGGGGAGCAGACAGAAAGCUUUGGGAGAAGAUUUGCAAGAACUUCCUCAAAGGCAUGCAGAGUUCCGACUAACUAGUUUCACUACUACCAGAUUACCUAUUUGGCGCUCUUGUCAUACUGGAAACAUUUAUGGAUUUUUAUUACUUACUUCAUUAUUCCUGUUCAAUGUAGUAGAGAAUAACCUAUUAGUCUCCAGCGUGACUUAUUCCUGUGUUAUACUUUUAUACCAUUAAUAAAUAUGAAUUAAGUAACUAAAUUA